AUGUCGGACACUGCAGCUUCAGUCCCGGGCCAUGACACAAAGGACGAGAUGAAGGAUGAUGAGCGUCUGGCGGCGUGCUUCAAUUGCAAAAGGUCAAAACUGAAAUGCGUGAGGACGGCCGGAUCUGCGACUUGCACGCGAUGCCGGCAGCGGCGGAUUGACUGCGCGGCUCCGGCAUAUCAUGUCGGCAGACACAAAGCCUACACUAACCUUUUGUUCCUGGGGAAAAGCAAGCGUACUGGUCUGGAGAAAGCUGUUGAUCAGAUUGAGCGUGCCUUGAGGAGGACAAGCUCUAGCGGCGACCAGAUUCAGAACCAAGAUCAAGCCAAUGAAUUGCGCUUCCUGUUGGAAAGGAGCAGAGAGCUUUUGGGAAAUUCGAAUGGUUUUGAUGAUCAUGCUGCUGGCAGAAUAGACGAGAAUGACCACAUCUCAUCGCCAGUUCGAACAACUUCAUCGACAGAGACGCCUCCAGGUCAAGGACUCGGACGCGAUGAUGCAUCCACCCAAAGAGGUGAUGGGGACCAGCUCAGCUUGGACGAUGCAGAGAAUCCGCUGCAACUGCUUGCGCGGACUUCUGAACUGCUCUCGGCGAUACAUCCGCGCGUUGCAACAACCAUUGGCCUACCUGGUCACUCUGCUCCCAAGCAUGGGCAGAGAAGUGAUAAUGACCUGCAGAGGUUCUUUGGCCCAUUUCAACCUCGAUUAGACGUUGGAGAAGAGCUCGAUCCCAUUGAUCUUGGCCUCAUCACUCUUGCCGAAGCCGAAGCAUUGUUUUCAUAUUUCUACGAUAAGCUGGCCCAUACGCGCUGGGGUAUCGAUCCUGUGAUUCACACAGUCAACUUUGUGCGCAGCAGGUCGGCCUUUCUGCUCACAUCUAUUGCAGCGGCCUCUGCACUCUUCUCACCCUCGCUGGAAUCCUUGUAUAAGCGACUAGCCAAUCACCGGCAAAUGCUUGCAGGUAUUAUCAUGUCAAAGCGGUACAAAUCUGUCGAGAUUGUGCUGGCGUUCAUGGUGAAUAUUCCAUGGAUAUCAGCCGGGGAUCAUUGGGCAGACGAUGAGACUUCGACCUGGCUGUCGAUGGCCCUCACUAUAGCGUUGGAUCUGUCGCUCAACAAGAUUAUCUUGCCGGCCUCGCACGAGCCGCAGACACCGAAAGAUGGUGUAGCCACAGCCGAUUGCCUGGAUGCCAGGAAGGCUCUAUCGAUUGAUGGAUUUGCAGAUCUUGACCCAUUGUCCCUAGGCGCCAAAAGACUACUGAGACGAAGAGAGCGGACCUGGUUGUCACUAUUCGUUCUUGAGAGAGGUGUAUGCUUGGCACGCGGAAGGGAUUACGUUUUCCCCAUGACCCCUUUAAUCGAGAGCUGCGAUCAAUGGCACCUGUCUGAAUUGGCAGAUCGGUGGGAUGGAUCGAUAGUGUCAGUCGCAGUGCUGCGAAGAGACUUGGUAUAUAAUACUGACUCCAGAUUCCAGGCCAACCUGAUCAGCCGCGUCAAGGCCAUCUGUGACAGUUCCAGUAAUGACAGUGAAGCCGCAGUAGUAAAUAGGUUGAAAGGCGAAAUCAACUUUUUCUUCGACCGCUGGUAUCAAACAUGGCCACUACAGAUUGGUGACCGAGAACAACUUGCUCUUCCACCAUAUGUCGAGAUUCUAGCCUCUCACACACGUCUGUCCAUGUAUAGCAGCGUCAUCAACCACUUGACCGCCCCUGUCGCCGCCCGACAUUUCUUUCGAGCGGCCGGUUUGUCGUCUGCACUCAAUGUCUUGCGUGUAGCGGUUCAGGGGGAGAAUCAGCUCAAGUCGAUGCCAAACAACACGGCUAUCAUGAUCUCGUGCGCAGCAUGUUUCGCUCUGCGUGUUGGUACAGUGGCCGAUGCCCAUGGAUCGAGCUUGGCACCGGGUAUACGAACAUUAAUAACGGAGACGACCGACGUCUUGGAGAGAAUCGGGUCCACUCCAAUACAACGCAAGGGAUUGUCUUGCUUGUUUGCGAUACAACUAAGACAGAUCCUCAAAUUAGCUUCGCGAGCAUCAGAAAAUGCUAGAAGUCAUGCCGAACCAAGCAGAGAAACUACUACAGCGCCAAUUCCACAAGAUAUGCAAUCCGGAAACAUAUACAACAUGCCCGUAGAGAUAGCCCCGGUUACGCUGGCCCCAGAGUUUCCUCUCUUCUCGAGUAUGUCCAACGUGCAAUUGGACGAAGCCAUCAACAAUACCGACGUUGGGCUCGAGUCGAUAUGGGAGGAUUUCCAAUUCCAAAAUGUCACAGAUCUGGACUGGAUGGAUUGGUCAACGUUUGCCUAG
Molecule: messenger RNA, 2301 nt
Organism: Pestalotiopsis fici W106-1
Lineage: Eukaryota; Fungi; Ascomycota; Sordariomycetes; Amphisphaeriales; Sporocadaceae
Exons: 7
Coding region: 1-2301 (766 amino acids)
Biological process (GO): regulation of DNA-templated transcription
Cellular component (GO): nucleus
Molecular function (GO): transcription cis-regulatory region binding; DNA-binding transcription factor activity, RNA polymerase II-specific; zinc ion binding
Source: RefSeq, a predicted model, not a curated record